Scaptodrosophila lebanonensis is the source of this 6204-nucleotide messenger RNA. It is a transcript of the gene Slik, whose product is annotated as serine/threonine-protein kinase 10. The transcript is spliced from 12 exons. NCBI's taxonomy places the organism in Eukaryota, Metazoa, Arthropoda, Insecta, Diptera, Drosophilidae. Gene Ontology annotation, molecular function: ATP binding; protein serine/threonine kinase activity. The coding region runs from base 577 to 5430 and encodes 1617 amino acids. Gene Ontology annotation, biological process: protein phosphorylation. The record is from RefSeq and is a predicted model, not a curated record.
UGGCAUGCAAUAUGACUCCCUUUAGUGCACUAUCAGAGCAGUCUGGCCACGCUACGUCACAACGUUGCAAGAGUGAAAUUAAUUGGGCAGCCAGUAAUUUGGCUUGUGCUGUCAAACGGUUUUUAUCUUAACGAAAAGUUACUAAUGCUAUAAAAUCGCGGUAACUGUGCCGCCUCGAUACUAAUUGAUAUGAUAUGAUUAAAUGAAUGUACGCGUGAACAACGAUGAGGAGCUCGAGAGCUAAAGCUGCUAAUUAAAUUAAAAAACAUACAGAAGCGUUAAAAGACGGCACCAAACGACCACAACGUCUGUGACCAAGCCCACUACUCGGACUCUUCAUUGGCCUAUUUCACUUAAUUCGCCAGAAGCGGCGAUUGUAGUGGUAGCGGUAGCACCCUGAAAAAAUAACAAAUAGAAGCUUUCACCAAAUCUAGUUUUCCUUUUGGAUCUGUGUAGUGGUGUCUUAACGACGCUCCUGCAGCAUGUAGGCAAACAAAAAUUUCGUACCCAAAAACGUAAUCGCGCACCGAAACUAGUAAAUUUUGUGUACCACUGAGAGGAAAAGAAGCGGCUAAGAUGUCGUUCAUAAAUAACCUUAAAAAAGUCUUUCACCUGGGCGGCGGUGAGGCCAAGAAGAAGCGGCUGUAUAAUAACAUCAAAAUGGAUACAGAUCCGGCGGAGUUCUGGGAAAUGGUCGGCGAACUGGGCGAUGGUGCGUUUGGCAAAGUCUACAAAGCGCAACACAAGGAACAAAAACGUUUUGCAGCGGCCAAAAUGUGCACGUUAGAAGAUGAAGAGAAUCUAAGUGAUCAUAUGGUAGAGAUUGAUAUACUCUCAGAGAUUAAGCAUCCAAAUAUUGUAGAACUUUACGAGGCCUUCUCCAUAGAUGAUAAAUUAUGGAUGCUCAUUGAGUACUGUGACGGUGGUGCAUUAGAUAGCAUUAUGGUUGAGCUGGAGAAACCAUUGACUGAGCCACAGAUUGCCUACGUGUGCAAGCACAUGACUGAGGGCCUAACAUUUCUGCAUAGAAAUAAGGUCAUACAUCGUGAUUUGAAGGCUGGCAACGUUCUGCUCACAAUGGAAGGCGGCGUUAAGCUGGCGGACUUUGGUGUUUCGGCAAAGAACAAACACACCAUGCAGAAACACGACACCUUCAUAGGCACUCCGUAUUGGAUGGCGCCUGAAUUGGUGUUGUGCGAAACUUUUCGUGACAAUCCUUACGAUCACAAGGUAGAUGUGUGGUCGCUGGGCAUAACGCUAAUCGAGCUGGCGCAAAUGGAACCUCCGAAUAGUGAAAUGUCACCCAUGCGUGUACUGCUAAAAAUUCAAAAGAGUGAACCGCCCAAGUUGGACCAACCUAGCAAAUGGAGCAAAGAUUUUAAUGACUUUCUCAAAAAAUCGCUGGUUAAGGAUCCCCAACAAAGGCCUACCACAGACGUGCUGUUGCAACAUAAUUUUAUAAAUACCAAUUUGGAUGCCAAGCCCAUCAAGGACUUGUUGCUCGAGUACAAGGCCGAAGUGGUUGAGGAGGUGGUCGAUGAUGAGGCUGAGGAACCCCGCAACUCGGCGCUCCAGCUCGACCUGGACGAUGACUCUGCUUCGCUGCAGAGCCAAGACAUUGACAAACUUCCAGGUACACCUACAUCCAUAUCGCGGGAUUUAAAAGAGCAAUCCCUACCAAGUAGUAGUCUUCCAACAACGAAAACAACUACAACAGCAACAACGACAGACAAACCAAACAGCAACAAACAAUCUUCCACUGAGGACAAUGUGGAAUCAGCAGCGGUGGCGACUCCAACAGUGCCCCAUACAAAAGUUCCCGCUCCAGCACCGCCACAACAACAACAAUCAAAUGUUGCAGCUCUGCAAAGAAUCAAAGAAGACGUUGCACCUGCAAUGGAGACAGCUGAAAAGUCAGAUGCGGACAAAAAACAGCAACCCUUUGUCAAAAAGGAAAAGGGCAAGGCGCCGCCACCGCCACCUUCAGCAGCAAUUGUCAAGCAGUCCACAACGCCGCCACUUGAAGAUGCGGGCGAGUCUCCUAAGAAGCCUCAACCGCCCGAUCCUGAGCCUACAACAACAGCCAUUGAAGUGAGCAUUAGCCAGCACGAUGUGGAGCAGAAACCGCAGCCACCCUCGCCUACAGCAUCUUCCAUAAUAUCGGUGCAAUCGGUGGCCAGCUCAUCCAGCUCUGGCAGUGUGUCCGGUGCUUUGCUAAGCUCGAGCACUUCCCUAAUUACCAUUAACAGCGAUGCAUCACCAGCGGCGCGAGCGCUGCCGCAGCCUCAACAUGUGCUGCCCAACAGCAUCGAUUCAGUCAGUCAGAUUACUGUAGUAACCAGUACGCAUCCACCGGUGAUUAUUGACAACUCCCUGCCACCCCCGUUGUCGUCGGUAACUCAGAAUGAGGUCAUCAUAGUGUCAAAUGACUUAAAUAAGAGUACUCAUCUGCAUGAGUCAUCCACCGAUGAUGACUUCCCCUCGUUGGACGAUAGCCUCAGUGACGCGACACCCCCACAUAAACAAUCUUCCAUGAUACUGACAGUCAACGAACGGCAGCAUCCGGCGUCAGCUGCCCAGGAUAUGGCUGCCCAGUCAGCUGUUCAAGCCGUUCAUGCGCGUAAGCUGGACGAGAGCGAGGUCUUGAUUGUUAGUCCGUCGUAUGCGGACGACGACUCCGCCUACAACACUGCCUCAGGCAGUCACGACCAUAGCGAUCAUCUGAUGGACACGAGUCACGUCUCCGUCGUUACUGUGGGUGAUGAAAUUAAAGUAAAGGACAGCAGUCACGAGUCGGUAGUUAAGCGCCAACCCAAUGGCAUUGCUGUGCCCGAGGACGUAAACAUAAUUGUGAAUCGCUUUAAACCGUUACCUCACGCCGAGCAGGAUAAACGCGUCUCGCCGGACAGUAGUAUGGGCUCUUUAAGCGAGAAUGGGUCGGUGCGUGGUCGACGCGGUACUGAGGUACUGAUCACAGGAGAUGCAGACAGCAUAUGCACCACCACUAGUCAGGACAGUCGCAACGAGGUAGAUCACAAGCAACCUUUGAUGCCGCCGCCGCCGUCAGCAACCAAUCACAACAACAAUCAUCCUGGCAAAAACGAUGUCAUUGAUGAGGAGGAUGUGGUCAUACGUCUAAAGCCCCGUGUGCCGGCUGCGGCUAAGACGGUUAGCACUGCUCCCGGUGGUGGGCUGACCAAAGAAGAGAUCGAGUUGCGUAAUUUGCGCAAGAAGACGCGCAAGCGCACCCGCAAAUUCGAGAUCGACGGCGUGCAAAUGACCACGACUACUAGUCGCGUGAUUUACGGCGAUGAGGAGAACGGACGCAUCUACGAUGAUCACGUGUUUCGCAAGCAAGAGCUCCGAGAGCUCAAAAUGCUGCAGAAGCAGGAAAAGAAGCAGCAGAACGAGCUUCAUGCUAAAGAGCAGCUAGCCAAGGAACAGCAGGAUCGUCGAUUUGAUCAGGAGCGCGUCUCGCUAGAAAAGACGUACGAGGCUGAUAUGGAUACGCUGGCGCGCCAACAUAAGCAGCUGAUUGAAAAAACUGAACAGACGCAGGAAAAUGAGCUUCGCUCUUCAUCCAAACGCAUACGUUCCGAACAGGAGCAGGAGCUUAAGAUAUUCCGCGAGAACCUUAAGCAAGAGAUACGCCUUUUGAAGCAAGAAGUCGAUCUGUUUCCCAAAGACAAGCGUAAGGAUGAGUUCAAACAGAGACGAAGCGCCAUGGAACUGGACCAUGAGGAGAAGGAGCGAGCAUUCCUUGACUCUCUCAAAGAAAGGCAUGAGUUGCUUCUGCGCCGGCUCAGUGAGAAACAUCGCGACCAUUUGGCAACUAUCAAUCGCAACUUCUUGCAACAGAAACAAAAUGCGAUGAGAACGCGGGAGGCUCUGCUUUGGGAGCUAGAAGAGAAGCAACUACAUGAACGCCACCAGCUGUCUAAGCGUCAUGUCAAGGAACUAUGCUUCAUGCAACGGCAUCAGAUGAUCAUUAGGCACGAGAAGGAGUUGGACCAAGUUAAACGCAUGCUACAGCGCAAGGAGGAGGAUCUGGUAAAGAAGCAGACACUGGAAAAGCGUGCGCUGCCUAAGCGUAUACGUGCUGAGCGUAAGGCCCGCGAUCUAAUGUUCCGUGAAUCGUUGCGAAUAUCAACAAAUCUUGAUCCAGACAUUGAGCGCGAUCGCUUGAAGAAGUUCCAAGAGCAAGAGAAAAAACGCUAUAUGCAAGAAGAGCGCCGCUUCGAGGUGAAGCACCAAAAGCAAUUAGAGGAAUUACGCGCCACGCGUGAAAGCGCAAUUAGGGAACUGGAGCAAUUGCAGAAUGAAAAACGGAAAGCUCUAGUCGAACAUGAGCAUGCCAAGUUAUCGGAGAUCGAUGAGCGGCUUAAGGCCGAGUUACGAGAGUGGCGAGAGCAGCUGGUUCCUCGCAAGCAGAAACUAAACGCUUCGAUCAGCGCGGCCAUCGAUGAAUUCGAAAAACGCUAUGGCCUGGUAGCCAAUCGUGGCGAGUUCGAGGAGUUGGAGGUGGAGCUGCCCGUGCGCCUGCGUGGCAUCUUCAAUGAGCGCUCGGCGCGAUUGCUGCCCCGUAACACCUUUAUCGAUGUGCAGCAGCUGCCACGAUCACGUUCCUCGCUGCUGAUGCUUGGCGGCGGUGGCGCCUCAAACUUUCGCGGUUCAGCACCCGACUUAAGUCGUAGCGUGCCAAGCACGCCUAUCUUUCACAAGCAGCAACGUGUCCAAAUGAUCAGCGAACUGGUGCUGGAGGAGGAUGCCGAGGUGGAUCCAAUGAAACGUGCCAGUGUGUCUACCAUGCCCGGAGAGCUACGCUUAAAAACAAAGGCGGCUGUGCCGCCAUCCAAUGAGCUAGUAAAAGUGGUGACCAGCACGCCGCCGCUCUACAGUGCAGAUGCGGAUAAGCAGCCGUCGGCCAUGAGCACUUUUCGUCAAAGCGUACCACCCCCACCACCACCGAUGCCUAAGACACCGGAAAAGGUGGGUUUUGUGGCCAAUCGCUUCAAUGUUUCAGGAGGCGUGGAUAAUCAGGUUGAGCUGCGCAUACACGAGGGCCCGGUGCUCACGGCGCAGGCGCAGCGUCUUCUCCACUCCACCUCCUUUGCCAUCAAACGGCCAUCGUUGACGAGCCGUAGCAGCGGACGGUCCUCUCUUAGCAGCGCUCAGUCAAUGUACAAUAUGCAUGAGUUGAGCACCCGAUUCAGCGAUGCCGAGCUUAUCUACGAUGCGGGACGGAAAGCAGCAGCGCUGCUUGAUGAGGUGCAGCCAAACCUUCGCAGCACCACUAAAAAUACGCCGGAGGACGAUGCAAUGACGGAAACUGUGGAUGACUUAUACUAUGAUUUGUAUAAGCAGAAAUACAAACUACCUCGUGUGGGUCAAACGCAGUACAGUCGGAGUGAGGACUCGUCGGCCGCCUGAGAUUCGACUGUCCUGAGCUGCCGGAUGGAUAUCACCUGGCACAUUCCAAUGCAUUUCGCCUUAACUAUCAUUCUGCUUAGCUACACUAAUUAGCUAUACUAAUCUUUUCGCUUGCUUUCUCAACUCGGUGCUGGUUAACUGCACACACACACACAUACAUGUAUCCCGCAUCUACCUGAAUUAACAAUUACUUCCAAUUCCCCAAUACCCUAUUCUAUUCUCUUCGAAUGCAUUCUAUUUAUGAUAAAAAAAAAGGGGGAAACAAAGAAAAUGCCAUAAAAUGUUUGCCAAAGUUGGCGCCAUAUUUCGUGCGCACACAACAUUUUUUGUUAGUCUUUAAACGUUGUUUUUGUAUUUAUUUAUAAGCGGUUGAGUAACAGUAAUGUUCUCGCUAAACAAUAAAUUUGUUUGCUAACUUUAUAGUUACGAAGCGCCGGUGCUUGCCAAAUUUCUUUACCACUUACAUACCUUCCAUAUACAAACAUACAUAUAUAGCAGCAGUAUUAUCUAUGCAACGUACUUAGCUAGAUGGCCAAAACAUAAAGACGCAAAUACACAUACACCCACACAUGAGAUGCAGGUUACCACCAAGCAUUUACCACUGCUUAGACUACAUACAUACAUACAUACAAACAUAAACACAUUCAAUAUCAACGAACUUAUUAACAUAACUACAUACUUAUACAAAUUUCAUUAUGCCACAUUAAUCGAAAUUCAAAUCAACGCGCUGUUGCCACAAAACUGAAUCAAAUAAAUGAAACAAAAUUCUUAAAA